Molecule: messenger RNA, 3257 nt
Organism: Oncorhynchus mykiss (rainbow trout)
Lineage: Eukaryota; Metazoa; Chordata; Actinopteri; Salmoniformes; Salmonidae
Product: beta-secretase 1
Biological process (GO): membrane protein ectodomain proteolysis; amyloid-beta metabolic process
Cellular component (GO): plasma membrane; trans-Golgi network; endosome
Molecular function (GO): aspartic-type endopeptidase activity
Source: RefSeq, a predicted model, not a curated record
AGAUGCUCAGCUCAGUUACGAGAUGAUGCAGGAUUGAUGGAGGAGGCGGGUGAAUGCGGGAAGGUAGCGGAGAGAAUGCACAGAGGAGAGAUGCGGAUUAUGGUGGCCUAUAUGACUGGGAUUUUUAGUGGCGUGACAGAACGAUGAUCGUACGGGUAACGGGCCUCUGGAUUAUUGAUAUUGGGACCUCAGACUUUUUGUACAACCUCUAAUUCAUGCGUUUUAUGAUUUAUUUUACUAUCAGCCUACUUGCGCAGUUGUUGAUUUCAUUAUACUGAAUUUGAUUGUUUUGUCAACAGCUAUAGACACAUGGAUAUGUCUGUUGUUUAUCUAAGAUUUAGUAAAUUAUAGUUUUUUUUCUUCCAUACAUUGAGGACAAGGUGUAUGGCCGCUGCAGCGCUCGAUACCACACCAUCUAUACACACGGACAGAUAUUCAAAUCAAGUGGACUCCGCUGUCUUUUAAUAAAGAUGUCAACAUUAUUACAUUAUGGCUGCAACUGCCAAUUUUUGUAGCAUCGGCGUUUGAUCUUGGUGCCAUAAACAACAGUUCUGCAGCAUUUCUAAUGAUACCAAACUGAAAGGAGACGGUCGAGUGCGCAAAUUAAGGGUCCUACAAUUUAUAGCCUAAAAUAACAUUUCAAAAUGGAGGCACUCUGUCCUCGUUGGAUGGUAUUUUUAUGGACGAUUGUCUGCCUAUUUGUGGGUGUCAGCUUCGGCACCAACGAGGCCGAAAUUGAACCAAACACCUCAGGCCCUCUGGCUAUUCACUUCCCACUGCGACAGGGCCCUCUCUCCGAGCCCCAACCCCAGCAUUUGGCUCGGCACCGCUCCUCGAGGGCAGCGCGGAGGCGCAGAGGAGUCGGUGGCAUCAAUUUCGUGGACAUGAUCGACAACCUUCGUGGGAAAUCCGGACAGGGCUACUACGUGGAGAUGGCAGUGGGUUCACCGCCACAGAAGUUGAAUAUUCUGGUGGACACGGGCAGCAGUAACUUUGCAGUUGGGGCAGCUGCUCACCCUUUCCUCUGCAGAUACUACCAUCGCUCACUGUCUAAAUCCUACCGCGACCUUGGGCGCAGUGUCUAUGUACCCUACACCCAGGGCCGCUGGGAGGGUGAGCUGGGCACUGACCUGGUAUCUGUGCCGCAUGGCCCCAACGCCUCGCUCCGUGCCAACAUCGCUGCCAUUACCCAGUCGGACCGCUUCUUCAUCAAUGGAUCCAACUGGGAGGGCAUCCUGGGCCUGGCCUACGCCGAGAUCGCUCGGCCUGAUGAGACACUGGAGCCUUUCUUUGACUCGCUGGUGCGGCAGACCCCCGUGCCCAACCUGUUCUCCCUGCAGAUGUGUGGCGCAGGGUUCACCCAGAACUACAGCCUGGGCAGUGCCACCGUGGGCGGCAGCAUGAUCAUUGGUGGAGUGGAUUCUUCUCUCUAUGUUGGGGACCUGUGGUACACCCCGAUCCGCCGGGAGUGGUAUUAUGAGGUCAUCAUUGUGCGCAUUGAGGUCAAUGGUCAGGAUCUCAACAUGGACUGCAAGGAGUACAACUAUGAUAAGAGCAUUGUGGACAGUGGCACCACUAACCUCCGGCUCCCUCGCAAAGUGUUCCAGGCAGCCGUGAAGGCCAUCGAGGCAGCCUCGUCUACGGAGCAGUUUCCCUCUGGGUUCUGGUUGGGGGAGCAGCUGGUGUGCUGGCAGGCGGGCACCACCCCGUGGCACAUCUUCCCUGUCAUCUCGCUCUACCUCAUGAGUGAGAACCGCAACCAGUCCUUCCGCAUCUCCAUUCUCCCACAGCAGUACCUGCGACCUGUGGAGGACGUGGCCUCUGCCCAGGAGGACUGCUAUAAGUUUGCCGUGUCCCAGUCCAGCACGGGCACCGUCAUGGGCGCCGUCAUCAUGGAGGGCUUCUAUGUGGUGUUCGACCGCCAGAGGAAACGCAUUGGGUUUGCCGUCAGCACCUGCCAUGUGCACGAUGAGUUCCGCACAGCCUCCGUUGAGGGGCCGUACCAUGGCGUGGACCUGGAGGACUGUGGCUACAACAUCCCGCAGACGGACGAGUCCACCCUCAUGACCAUUGCCUACAUAAUGGCGGGCAUCUGUGCCCUCUUCAUGCUGCCAUUGUGCCUUAUGGUGUGCCAGUGGCGCUUUUCACGCUGCCUUCGCCCACCUGGAUUUGGGGACUUUGCUGAUGAUAUCUCACUCCUCAAAUGAUAGAGAGACAUGGACAUACUGUACACAGGAGAAGCAAGCCUAACAGAAAUGGAGAUGGUGGCUUUGCUUAUUGUUGUUGAGUGAGCAUCAGCCUCAUUGAGUAAUGCAGAAACAGAUUAGUAUGUAGGAUGGUGUUGGUUGUGGCUUGGGCGGGUAGCACAAUGACCAAACAAGCCAAUGGCCAUUUACUUUGGAUUCAUCAAAGGUGGAUAUACCAGCAAGCUGGGUUAAAUGGCUUCCUGGAUUCAGUGGACAACUUUAUUGAUAUAAUAAGGGCAUGAUAUAAAUAUACAGUACGUAUAGGUGUGUGUGAGUGUUUGUGAUUGUAUGAGGUGUGUGUAUAUGUAUGUAUGUGUGUUUAUGGAUCACAUGUACAAAUUAGAUUAUCUAGAAUUUAAGGAUGGACCUGAUCAUUGAAUAUAUCAGAUUUGUUUGAUUUGACAUCAACAGUACCAGCUAAGGAACGCUAAUCAUAAGUGCUAAUUGGGUGAACUUUUCAAGAGUGAAAUUAGCACUCAAAUAUCAGAUGCAAUGAACUUUUAUGGUGAAGCCAUGUUACUUGGGGUGCAUUAAAAAGCUAAGAUUAUGUAUUUAAUACAGUUAAUAUCAGAUAUGGCACUUUUAUAUGGCUCUUGUUGAUUCAGUUGGUGCAUUACCUCACUGCUAAUGAAUGCACUAAUUCACACAAAAAAGAAAAGCACGGACACACACGCAAUGAUUCUCCCACACAUACAGAUGUCUUCAAAACCUCCAAACAGCUUGAACAUCUCAGCCAACCCCUCAGCAGCUUUAUACAAAAACUCACCGACACAGACAGUAACACGCAUAUUCAUAUUCACAUAUUCAUAUUCAGUCAACUGCACUAUCCCUAUGGUGCGCUUGAAUAUCAAUAAGUUGUGUUAUCGUUACAUAAAUGAACACAAUAUUAAAACGUCUCAAUGAGGGACAGAUUCUACUUUCAUCGACCUGCUGUAAAUACAUCUGAAAUGUAUAUCUGUCAGAUGCACUGACCACAGACUACGAAUAAAUAAAGUAACAAAUAUAACAGAA